CGCAACAGAAACCCAACGGGCAGCCGUCCUACGUCUGGACGUGCUGCAACUGCAAGCAAACCAACUACUGGCCGACCAACACGGUGUGCUGCCACUCGACGCCCGAUGGGCCGUGUGAGCACAAGUUCAAGCGCGGGGAAUGCGAACUCGAGAUCCGUCAACCCCGCGAGGGCCAAGCGCCGAAGAAAGCUUGAGCCAGAUAUCUUCAGCUAUGUGAUUCCUUCUUCCAUGGGGACUGGAAGGGGUGAAUCGAUUUUGCUCACACUUGGUUGAUUGAGUCGGAUUGUCGACAACAUGGCAACAUGGCUUCUCCUCGUCGGUUUCUAUAUGGACCUUGUUCUCUCACUUAUAGUUGGCAAUUUGGAGGUUGGCUCGCGACCUUUGAGUCGCCGGGUCCCUACCGGCGUGGACGAGGUUGAGUUGCGGUGUCGGGCUGGGAGGAAUGUUUGGCUGUUAGGUCUGGAUUCGAAGGCUCGGGGUUAGUUUGGUGGGUUCCUUCGCCUUGUUUUUUCUGUUCUUGCUUGCCUUAGUUCUUUGUGUUACUUGUUCCGCUACACGGAGAGUUUGGCGUCAUCGGCCGAUAUAUUUCACGGGCUCACUGCCACACACUAUACCUACCUUCCUGACACGUCACUGGUUGAACUGUCGGAGAGAGUCCCCCUGUUUGGAAUUGGUGGAUGCUUUGGGAUCUGGUCGUUGGCGAUUUGGCAGGCGGUUCAGGGGCUAGACAGAGGAUAGUGGAUUUAGGCUUGUGGUGUUUCUUUCCCCCUUGGUUGUAUUUUCAUUCUUUCUACUAGGCGCAAUAUAGCAGUUUGCUUUC
Parathielavia appendiculata is the source of this 820-nucleotide messenger RNA. RefSeq lists its product as uncharacterized. NCBI's taxonomy places the organism in Eukaryota, Fungi, Ascomycota, Sordariomycetes, Sordariales, Chaetomiaceae. The record is from RefSeq and is a predicted model, not a curated record. The coding region runs from base 295 to 483 and encodes 62 amino acids. The transcript has a single exon.